UGUUUGUGUGUGAACUUAGUCUGGCUGUGCUGCGUCACCAUUUGCUGAAAGGUUGUCAGGUACACAAACCGCAGGCUCCCAGACACACAAUGGCUCAAUCAGUUCUGGUAAAACCAGCUUUCACAUUCCAAACACAGAGUACAAGAGAAGUCCAGGGGACCAUAGCAACCCAACACAGGGAUGGUGCAUUCAGGACUUCAGAAGAUGGAUCCCCCAGCAGUGUCCUGUAUCUGUGAGCUGUGCGACUGUGGGCGACAUAAACAUCAUAAAGGCUGCACGAAACAACUGAGAGUUCAGCCAAGAGAGAAGAAUGGAAAUUGUUAUAUCACCCACUAUAAGGCCACCUAUAAUGCACCAAGGAAUGUGGCCCCUAGGAGCAGUAAGAGGCCCCCUCACACCCCAGUACCCCGUAACCUGCCUCCUAUGAACUUGGCCACUACUCAGAGAGCAGAAUUUAUAUCAAGACCACUUGAAGGAAGGCCCAAGUUAUGUGUUCCUUCUGAGGGUUAUUACCAGAGCCCAGAGGAACCCCUGUUAAAACAGACCGUUUAUGGACUACACUAUCCUCCAAAGGAGGCAGAAAGAACUAUGCCUACACGUCCACCAGACAACCUGCAUCCUCCACCUCCAGCCAGUUCACAUCAUACCACCACCAACAGGGAACUGUAUAAACAAUACAGGACAGAGCGCCAACCACAAUAUGGAGAACUACCAACUCUAGCAGGAGCGGUUCUCUUCCAUGGUGGUGUGAGUGACAUGAAAACUACCACCCAGGAGCAUUAUGUACAAAAGAAGAUAAAGAGAAUAGAGCCUGUGAAAGCUUCACACGAUCAUCUGACCAUGGAAGGGGAGCAUAACAUGACGACAACACAUCAAUCUACUUACCAUGCUCUACCACUGGAAAAGAUUAAAGAAUCCAAGGAACCGCUACCAAACAAGAUCAAUAAGCGACCACCAAUGCAGUCUGUGACUAAGUACCAGAGUGACUUCUCCACGUACUAUCCCCUGGAACCAAGCAAGCCAGCAGCCCCACCCACUAAUAACCUGACAGUAAAUCCUUUUUAUAGCACUGACUUUAGGACAGUUCAAAGGGAGGCAUUUCCUGGAUGGAAUCCUGCUCUGCAUCCUAGACCUGAGCCAGCUCAACUGAAAGAGGAAUUGACGUCCAUGGAUAAGGAGAGAGGAGGACAAGUGGAGGGAAAUACAGUAACAAAGCUUGCUUUCCUGCCUCCUGAGCCGCAACCCAGGGAGCCAGCGAGACGUCCACGUUCAGUUCUGCGACCUCUUAAUGGAAAAUUUGACAGCACUACUCACAACCGAAGUGUGUUCAAAGAUUGGGGUGUUCAACCACGACAGCGAUAUGGAGAUUCCAUGGAUGGUGUUUUUCUAAGACCUCUGGUGAAGCUUGACAGUGAAACUACAACUGGUACAACAUUCAUCCCUAAAAAGGGUGAGCUGGUGAAGAACUGCAAGCCUGCAAAGGAUAACCUGGAGCUGGCAGGAGACUGGGACUUCUCAACUGUGCACAAGGAUACCUACAGGUCUCCAGCUCUGCCUCAGUGCCGCAUGCAGAUUUACCUGGAGCAACAGAUGAGACAGAAAUCUUCUCAGCAAAAGGAAAAUCAAUAAUGAAAGAAGUGGUUAACUCAGAUCAUUAGCUUAUGGCUUAGUGUUUAUCUGCACUGCUACACUUUCUCUUUCUUGUUUUGCCUUUGCCAUGGUUAACUGCACAUGAUAUAUAAAUACGUUUAGUCUA
Molecule: messenger RNA, 1756 nt
Organism: Nanorana parkeri
Lineage: Eukaryota; Metazoa; Chordata; Amphibia; Anura; Dicroglossidae
Product: stabilizer of axonemal microtubules 1-like
Exons: 10
Coding region: 181-1629 (482 amino acids)
Biological process (GO): microtubule anchoring
Cellular component (GO): cytoskeleton
Molecular function (GO): microtubule binding
Source: RefSeq, a predicted model, not a curated record